AUGGUGAUGGAUGCGAAGGGUUCAAGCAUCCCACUUGACACAGGAUACUACCGUAGCAGGGUAGACAGUCGGCUGCUGGAUUCGAACGAAGACUAUCACAGUCUGGUAGGUGCACUACUUUAUGUUGCAAUAAACACAAGGCCGGAUAUUGCUGCAAGUGUAUCUAUCUUAAGUAGGCAAGUCAGCAGGGCUACAGAGACUGAUUGGGUUGAAUUGAAACGCGUCGUCCGGUAUUUGGUAAAGACGGCGGAAUACAAGCUAAAGUUGUUGCCUACGGAGAGUGAACAAUUGGUUCUCACAGGCUAUUGUGACGCGGACUGGAGUGCUGAUCCUUCGGACAGGAAGUCGAACUCCGGUUACUUGUUCCAACUGGGAAAGGCUACAAUCUGUUGGGCUAGUCGGAAGCAGACCAGUGUCUCCUUGUCCAGUAUGGAGGCCGAGUAUAUGGCUUUGUCGGAAGCGUGCCGUGAACUAGUUUGGCUUAGACAGAUACUCGAAGAAAUGGGAGAACACCAACGUAAACCUACUGUAGUCUUGGAGGAUAAUCGUAGCUGCAUCGAUUUCGUGGAGACAGACCGCAAAUCUAGAAGAUCCAAGCAUAUUGACACGAGGGUACACUAUACCAAGGAUCUCGUCGACAAAGGUGUGGUGACACUACAGUUUUGCUCGUCCGAGGAGAUGACUGCGGACAUUCUAACGAAGCCGCUAGGUGCAGUGAAACAGCAACGAUUUGCAUUAGCAAUGGGGCUGGGCAGUGUUCCGGUUCCGUGA
This is a messenger RNA of Toxorhynchites rutilus septentrionalis, 771 nucleotides long. RefSeq lists its product as uncharacterized. Lineage: Eukaryota; Metazoa; Arthropoda; Insecta; Diptera; Culicidae. Bases 1 to 771 code for a protein of 256 amino acids. The record is from RefSeq and is a predicted model, not a curated record. The transcript has 2 exons.